UAUUUUCUAUUGACCCAGUGGACAGAACCAGAAUACAAGGAAGUAUAUUCAGGCUACAGAUUACUCGAUUUACAAGCUCUUGGUUAGUGGAAUAGAUUGAUACAGAUUGUGCUAGUUUUUCUUCAUUGGAAAUUUUUGAAUACAGAUUGUUUGAACAUCUGUCAUACAGGCUGUAAUGGAUUCUUCACUGAGUUGGGGGUUGAACUUGAUGCUAUCAUCCACUUGUGAAGAGGAGAAUGUCAAUAAGCAAUGGUUUGAGAUACUCAAAAUGCCCUUAAAAUGUCAGCUCUGACCCUACCACAAGGGGAAGGAGGAUUUUUUUUCCAGCAGAUACAUUUUAUCCUGCUGUUCAGCCGACAAGGGAAAUUAAGACUUCAGAAAUGGUUUAUUACACUUCCUGAAAAGGAAAAGAAAAAAAUCACCCGAGAAAUUGUGCAGAUUAUUCUGGCUCGGAAUCAAAAAAUGAGCAGCUUUGUUGACUGGAAAGAUCUCAAACUUGUUUACAAAAGGUAUGCUAGUUUGUAUUUCUGUUGUGCAGUAGAAGAAGAAGAUAAUGAACUCCUGACCCUAGAAGUUGUCCAUCGUUAUGUAGAGCUAUUGGACAGAUAUUUUGGCAACGUAUGUGAACUGGAUAUUAUUUUCAAUUUUGAGAAAGCAUAUUUUAUACUUGAUGAAUUUCUACUGGGCGGGGAAGUUCAAGAGACAUCCAAAAAAUCUGCGGUGAAAGCCAUAGAAGAUGGUGAUAUGUUACAAGAGACAAUGGAAGAAUAUAUGAGCAAGCCUGCCUUUUAAAUCAAAGCAACAGAACCAGCUAAAGGGAUCAUGUAACAUGGCAUAACAUCUCUUAAGUGCCAGCUUUUGUUUAAAAUACACAUGUCCCAAAAUUCUAAAAGUGAUAUGUUAUCUAUGCAACUGUCAAGAUGAAGGUCAGCCACAUGCUGUCAGUAUAGCAGCACAUGUAUAUUAUACUUCACAUGAGUUUAUUUUAAUUUAAUCUUUCUUGGCUGUCUAGAUUGAAAGUUUUAUGGAAACUCUUACUAUCGGUUUUUUUACUUCUAAGAAAUUGAUACUAGAAUCUUUGAAGGAUAUAUUUAUGACUCUGGACCAAUUUCUGAUCAAUUCAAUAUAAUUUUGUAAAAACAAAAUUGUUAUGUGAUCAUUUCUUCUAUAUUAAUAAUAAUACUUUUACAAAACAUAUGGUGUUGAUAGAUUUAAUUUUUAACUUGUUUUGACAGCAAAUGUCCUGGACUGUAGAUAAUUUAAUACAUUAUAGUCCUUUGUGUUGAGGUAAAUCAAUUUCUUACAAGAUUGAAUACAAAUUUUUGCCAAGCAUUCCUUAAUCAGCAUUUCUGCAAGCUGAAAGAGAGCAAUUAUAUCCCAAUUUAGAUAAUUUUUUAUCCUGGCUUUGAGCUUCUUCAGUGAAGCAAUAAAUUGGAAUGGCUGAAUUUUAUCCUUACAGCUGUAGACCUACAAACAUAUAAGUGCAGUUGUACAAUGGCUAGAGGCUUCCUUGAAUUAUUAGUCAAUUUACUGCAUCAAGGCCUUUUAUAGAUUUGGGAGGGAUGGGGAUGUCAUCUUAUUAGAGACUCCAUUUUUCUAAGGUUUCCCAUGAUAAAAAGUUGUCAUGGAAUAUAACUAUCAGUCAGAUUGAACUUCUUUGAAUACUGUAAUCAAAUUAGCUGGAGUGUACCAAGUACUAUAGUCUGAAGAGAUGGGUGGCAUAUAAAUUUAACAAAACAAACAAAGAAACAUUUUCCAAGAACUUCUCCCUUCAACCCUGGACAAUGAAGAGUGAAAAGCAACGCCUCUCAGUUUAUCAUCAGAUUCUGAUGGUGAAAGCCUAGAAAAUACAAAACUGAACAAAUUGUUACAAAAUUCUUGAGCAUAUGAGGAGCACUCCUGUAGGUAUGCAGUCAUGCACAUGAUAUAAGAACUGUUUACUAAGAUUCAUUUUUAAAGGCGACAGUCCUCUAAUUAUGAGAAAUAACUUGUUUGAGAAAAGAGAAACAUAGGAGACCAAGGUUAUGUAAAAAAUUAAAUUAAAUGACAAAUCCCUAGUAAUGCCACUAGCAACAUCUGAUCAGAGAGAGAGGGGAGCGAGGGAGGGAGAGGGAGAGGGAGAGGGAGGAAAAGAGAGAAAACAGGAUGAAGGUUUCAGCAGAAAAGGAUGUUCUGAAUUUCUGUUUUGUCUUUCAAUUGGUUUUUUUGGAGAGGACAGA
Messenger RNA from Thamnophis elegans (Western terrestrial garter snake), 2219 nucleotides. RefSeq names its product adaptor related protein complex 1 subunit sigma 3 (gene AP1S3). Lineage: Eukaryota; Metazoa; Chordata; Lepidosauria; Squamata; Natricidae. Gene Ontology annotation, molecular function: clathrin-cargo adaptor activity. Gene Ontology annotation, cellular component: AP-1 adaptor complex; membrane coat; intracellular membrane-bounded organelle. Gene Ontology annotation, biological process: vesicle-mediated transport; intracellular protein transport. The coding region runs from base 280 to 792 and encodes 170 amino acids. The transcript is spliced from 5 exons. The record is from RefSeq and is a predicted model, not a curated record.